AUGGUUCUCACCCAGCCUCCAAAUCAGCAUGUUAUGAAAGCGUUCGACCUCACCGGCAAAGUCGCCGUCGUCACUGGAGGUGCCCGUGGAAUUGGCCUCGAAGUCUCUAGGGCGCUAGCAGAAGCUGGUGCAGAUGUUGCUCUUAUCUAUAACAGCUCUAAAUCAGCUGACACAGUCGCAUCUGAGAUCGCAUCUACCAACAAUGUGCGCGCAGCAGCUUACCAAGCCAAUGUUGGCGUCCAGGCUGAGAUCGAGGCCGCUGUGAAGCAGGUCGCGAAAGAUUUCGGGAAGCUUGAUAUCAUGGUUGUUAAUUCUGGAAUUGUCUCAAAUAUUGCUGCUGAGGAUUACACAACUGAUCAGUGGAGUGAGAUUAUGAAGGUUAAUCUUGAUGGCGCUUUUUAUUCUGCUCAGGCUGCUGGGCGAAUCUUCAAGGAACUGGGCCAUGGGAAUGUGAUUUUCACGGCUUCGGUCAGUGCGACUUUGGUGAAUAUCCCACAAAAGCAAGCUGCAUACAAUGCCUCUAAGGCGGGUGUUGUUCAGUUGGCCAAGUGUUUGUCCGUCGAAUGGGUCGACUACUGCCGCGUGAACUGCAUCUCGCCUGGGUUUAUUGGGACCGACAUUCUUGAUAUUCACCCAAAGGAAUGGCGCGAGAAGUGGUUUGAUAUGAUACCUGCCAAGAGAAUGGCUGAAUGUUACGAGCUGAAAGGAGCCUAUGUUUUCUGCGCCUCUGAUGCAUCUAGCUAUAUGACGGGUGCGAAUCUCGUUAUUGAUGGGGGUUACACUCUACCUUGA
Messenger RNA from Penicillium soppii, 792 nucleotides. RefSeq names its product SDR family oxidoreductase. The record is from RefSeq and is a predicted model, not a curated record. Bases 1 to 792 code for a protein of 263 amino acids. Gene Ontology annotation, molecular function: oxidoreductase activity, acting on NAD(P)H, oxygen as acceptor. Gene Ontology annotation, cellular component: intracellular anatomical structure. The transcript has 5 exons. Lineage: Eukaryota; Fungi; Ascomycota; Eurotiomycetes; Eurotiales; Aspergillaceae.